Messenger RNA from Andrographis paniculata, 1570 nucleotides. RefSeq lists its product as uncharacterized. The coding region runs from base 295 to 1176 and encodes 293 amino acids. The record is from RefSeq and is a predicted model, not a curated record. The transcript has 2 exons. NCBI's taxonomy places the organism in Eukaryota, Viridiplantae, Streptophyta, Magnoliopsida, Lamiales, Acanthaceae.
GCUCGCGUCCUUCCCCUUUAGUCGGCGUCUUCGAUAGGGACUGCACCUCUGCUUUCCUUCAUUUUUUGAAAAAGCUCUCAAACCACAUCGAUUCCCGUCUCCUCUCCCAUUCUCCAACCCCAUUUUCUCCCCGGAAUUUCUUCAGAUUCACGCCUCCGUCGCUGUUCAUCACACAAUUCCGUCCGUCCUCCGCCGCCGCCGCCGCCGAUUAGGUCACCGCCUUCUCGCACGACGCUUUAUAUUCUGGAGAUAAGUCGUCCGUUCAAUUGAUCGAUCAAUCGCGAGAAUCAGCGAAUGGAAUAUUCCGAUAAAUCGAAGAGCUCCGGCGGCAAAACCGUUUCUCCGUCGCCGUCGUUGAAUCGGUCGGUGACCUUCCACUCUCCUUCGGCGGCGGAGGGGGAAAUUACCAACAAACCGCUGUACAACCUCUACAAUACGCCGUCAUUUCAGCGCGGCGGUUCGUUCAAAAGCCUCUACAGCUCCCCCUUCGGCUCAAUGGUCUCCGCCGGGAAUUCGUUGAAAGGGAAAGUACGGAAACUGUGUUCGAUUUUCGAAUCCCCAAAACAACCACCAAACCCUCCGAAUCCCCAAAUUUCCCCUUCGCAAUCGCAAUUAUCCCCAACUCCAUCUAUAAAACCUUCAAAAUUGUUAUUGCCGGCGUCGAACAGUUUCUCACUCAAAAGCAUCCCCUCUCCCGUCCCCGAUUUGCUCUUCAGGCUUCCCGGAACCGAAGAUAGAGUCGUGAUUUACUUCACCAGCCUCCGAGGAAUCCGUAAAACCUUCCAGGACGGCCACAGCAUACGGAUGAUUUUUCGCGGUUUUAGGGUGAAUCUGGACGAGCGCGACGUCUCAAUGGAUAUUGCUUACAAAAAGGAACUGCAGAGAGCCUUAGGAGAAACCAACAUCGCAUUACCGCAGGUGUUCAUCAAGGGGAAGUACAUUGGUGGAGCUGAUGUGAUAAGGCAGCUGCUCGAGGCCGGCGAGCUCGGGAGGCUGCUCAAAGGCUUGCCAUUAAAGCCUCCAAUGCCCUGCGAUGCCUGCGGCGAUAUGAGGUUUAUCCCGUGCACUUACUGCAACGGGAGUCGGAAGGUGUUUGAUGAGGACGACGAGCAGCCCAAGAGAUGCACAGAGUGUAAUGAAAACGGGCUGGAGCGCUGUCCACUCUGCUGCAUAUGAAGCAGCCAAAUUUUUUUUCAGAUCAUCAGGAGAUGACAUGAAAGCAUGAUAGCUCUUCACUCAAUGCUGAGGAAAUCAGCAGUUGUAUAUAUUAGUUGUUUUGUGCGUUGGGUGAACAUCGGUUGUUCACCCAUUGCUGGUGUUGUAAAGCUGACUGCAUAUAUAUAUAUAUAUAUCUAUAUGUGUGUGUAUGUAUUCGGGUGGCCAUUGCGCCGAGGGAGGUGCUAGCGGCUUAUGUGUUGCAUGAUUAUGCAGCCGGUGAUAAUAUUUUUUAACAUCGACUUUGUUGUAUUGGUUAAUAAUGUCCAUGACAUGACAACUUCGCUUUGGUCUGAGGACUGAAUGCUUUUAUCAAGAAUGCUCAAUACGUCAUUGUCAUCCCGUUUUUUCGAAA